Molecule: messenger RNA, 888 nt
Organism: Rotaria socialis
Lineage: Eukaryota; Metazoa; Rotifera; Eurotatoria; Philodinida; Philodinidae
Source: the annotation of a GenBank genome assembly
AUGAGUCGUCAAAAUCAUCCAUUUUAUGAUAAAUUUGAUGAUCGUUUAAAAGCACUUUGGACAAUUGAUAGAUCAAAUACAAAUAGUCAAGAAAAAUUAGCUAAAUUAAAACAAGCAAUUGAUAAAGGUUCAGCCAGUGGUUUAAUUGAUAUUUAUGAUGACAAAACUGGUGAAACCCGAGCAAAAGUUACAAUCUUAAUAAUCGCAUGUUUUGAAGGAGAUUAUCAAACAAUUAAAUUUUUACUUGAUAAUGGCGCUGAUCCUAAUGAAACUGAAAGGGAACAUAAUUUAACAGCAAUUCAUGUUCUUGUUGAUGGUCCAUAUAAAGGACAAACAAUAACAGAAACAGAACGUGCACAACUUAUACGAUUAAUGAUUAAAAAUGGUGCCAAUGUCAAUCAUCCUGAUAAACAUCAAUUAACACCUAUUCACAAAGCAGUUAUUAAUGAUCGUUCAGAAUGUGUAGAUGUAUUAAUUGAAGCUAAUGUUGAUCCAAAUGUUGUUUUUAUGGGUGAAAGACCAUUGAGUAUUGCUGCAAGACAAAAUCGAGAUAAAAUUUUGAAAAAAUUACUUGAUUAUCCACAAACCAAAACUGAUGUUAAAAAUGAAGCUGGUGGAACUAUUUUGCAUUUUGCUGCUGCUGGAAUGAUUGAUAGCCCAGAAUGUGUUGAUUUAUUAAUAAAAGCUGGUUUAGAUAUUAAUAUUCAAGAUCAACGAGGAAAUACUCCAUUAAUGGUUGCUUGUUUUUUCAAUAAACCUCGAAUUGUUAAAUCACUUGUUGCAGCUAAUGCCGAUGUAACUAUUAAAAAUAAGGAAGGGAAAGAUGCUGCUGCUCUUUGUGAUGACAGAGAUGUUCAAGAAUGUAAAGAUAUUCUUCAACAAAAAUAA